This is a messenger RNA of Batrachochytrium dendrobatidis JAM81, 822 nucleotides long. RefSeq lists its product as uncharacterized. The transcript has a single exon. The coding region runs from base 1 to 822 and encodes 273 amino acids. The record is from RefSeq and is a predicted model, not a curated record. NCBI's taxonomy places the organism in Eukaryota, Fungi, Chytridiomycota, Chytridiomycetes, Rhizophydiales.
AUGACGCUUCAUUUCGUUCAACUCACACUCGGCAACAAGACCUACAAGGACAAAGUCUCUACAGAAGGAUGUACUCAUGUCGCAGAGUUCAAAGGUGCUAUCAAGAACAAGUUCUCCCCGGACUUGGAUUCCUAUGCUCCUCACCACCUCACUCUCUUUCAACCCGAUGGAACCACCGAAAUUGACCCCGAGACUCUUGUCACUGACUUGGAAGAAAUCCCUUGGAAGCCAAUGGUGGUGACUGUGUUGGAAUUACCAAUACCAGCUCCUAUCGGCAGUUCCAAAAAACAGCUCACUUACAAGGGAAUGAGCACGGAAGCGUCUUGCAGAAAGUAUUUGGAUGCUCUUGCGAUUGAAAUCUACUUUGACUAUCAUUUUCCCACAACUUACAAGAAGCCUACGAUGGGUGAUGUGCUGGCUGCCAAGGAUGCUAAGCAAGGCAGACCGAGUCAAUUACGUGAUGAUACAGGACGACCUAUCCUCUGGUGGGACUAUAAGACGAAAGAUGGAAUCCAGCUUACUACCACACCACUUCCUUCUCGUCUUUCUGUUCGACAAUGGGAUAGAUUGAAAUCGCUCAAUUGUGAUACUAAUGACAGAAUUCAUGAUGCCCAACUACCUAAGACUAGCUCUCAAAAGCCAUUCGUUGUUCUUCCUCAUACAAAGUUUACUACAAAAGAGUAUGUUGAUGACUUGCAGAGUAUUGCAGCGAUUUUCCGUAUUGUCACUGAUAAAGAUGAACUGAUUGUGAAGGAUGAGUCGGACCUUUCAGCAAGCUCAAGCUCGGAAUCUGGGUCGCCUGACAAGGAAAAGAAAAUGUAG